Molecule: messenger RNA, 555 nt
Organism: Brassica napus (rape)
Lineage: Eukaryota; Viridiplantae; Streptophyta; Magnoliopsida; Brassicales; Brassicaceae
Exons: 2
Coding region: 68-415 (115 amino acids)
Source: RefSeq, a predicted model, not a curated record
UUUGUUAUAUAACAUACAAGCCCACAUCAAAAUAAACAAACCAAGAUAAUUUUGUAAAAUAGUUAAGAUGAUGAUGAUGAUGAGAGUAGCGUUUGCGAUGACGUGCAUGCUGUUUGCAAUCACAACCGCCGACAAGGGUGACCGUCCCUGGCCCCGUGAGUGCCUAGAGGUGGCGAACGUUAUGGUGGAAGAAUGCAAGCUGUUCUUCGUCGAACAGGAAUCGCCUCCCACCGCCGAGUGCUGCGGCUGGUUCAGUAGCCGCCGUGAAAAGGCUAAGGACAGGAGGCGGAUUUGCCGGUGUAUGGAGUUUCUGACCACAGCCUUUGAAGCAAUCAAGCCAAGCGUUUUGUCUCUCUCUGACCAGUGCCAUUUCGGCGGGGGCUUCCCCAUUUCUAAAAACCAUGCAUGCGCUUAGUAUGGGAGAUUCGAAGAUGAGAAUAAGUAGACAAAUAAAAUCAUGAUGUUGUAUCUCAAGGCUGUUUCAAUUUCUUAUUUCAUUUAUUUGUAUGAAAAUAAACCGCAUUGCUAAAAUAAAUAAAUUACAUCUUCUGGGCA